This is a messenger RNA of Cinclus cinclus, 4955 nucleotides long. It is a transcript of the gene ATG13, whose product is annotated as autophagy related 13. Gene Ontology annotation, cellular component: phagophore assembly site; Atg1/ULK1 kinase complex; extrinsic component of membrane. The transcript is spliced from 17 exons. NCBI's taxonomy places the organism in Eukaryota, Metazoa, Chordata, Aves, Passeriformes, Cinclidae. Gene Ontology annotation, biological process: autophagosome assembly; mitophagy; piecemeal microautophagy of the nucleus. The record is from RefSeq and is a predicted model, not a curated record. The coding region runs from base 222 to 1838 and encodes 538 amino acids.
GCGCUGAUACCCGCGGCGAGACCCCCGGGCCAGGAACGAGGAGGAAGAGGGGCGCCUGCCGGAGUCCCGGGGCGGCUUCGGGGCUUGGAGGCGGCGGUCGCGGUCCCGCGGCCGCGGGGCUCUCCCCGUGCCCGGCCGGGGCGCGGCGGCGGAGCGGGCCCCGCGCGGGAUGAGCCGCCGCGCCGCCAGCACUGCCGGCUCCGCGCAGAUUGCCAUAUGCAAUGGACACUGAUCUCAGUUCCCAGGACAGGAAGGACCUGGACAAGUUCAUCAAAUUUUUUGCUUUAAAGACAGUACAAGUAAUUGUCCAGGCCCGACUUGGAGAGAAAAUCUGUACCCGCUCAUCAUCCUCCCCAACAGGUUCUGACUGGUUCAAUUUGGCAAUCAAAGAUAUACCAGAGGUUACUCAUGAAGCAAAGAAAGCCCUGGCAGGACAGCUGCCUGCUGUUGGACGGUCUAUGUGCGUGGAGAUUUCUCUCAAAACCUCAGAGGGGGACUCCAUGGAGCUGGAAAUUUGGUGUCUAGAAAUGAAUGAAAAGUGUGACAAAGAAAUCAAAGUUUCAUACACUGUAUACAACAGGCUGUCUCUACUGCUGAAGUCUUUGCUUGCUAUAACCAGAGUAACUCCAGCCUACAGACUCUCGAGGAAACAAGGCCAUGAAUAUGUAAUAUUGUACAGGAUAUAUUUUGGUGAAGUCCAGCUGAGUGGCUUGGGAGAAGGUUUCCAGACAGUCCGUGUUGGGACAGUGGGUACCCCAGUGGGCACCAUCACUUUGUCUUGUGCCUACAGAAUCAACCUUGCUUUCAUGUCAACCAGGCAAUUUGAGAGGACCCCUCCUAUCAUGGGGAUUAUAAUUGAUCACUUUGUGGACCGUCCCUAUCCCAGCUCUUCACCCAUGCAUCCCUGCAAUUACAGAGCUGGUGAGGACAAUGGUGCAGUGUAUCCCUCAGUAGAAGAUUCCCAAGAAGUGUGUACCACAUCUUUUUCCACCUCUCCUCCAUCUCAACCUGCUGCCCUGGGAGUUGGAUCAGCUGACAUGGGGUAUCCUGUACUCUUUGCUGGUGGCUUGAAUGCUGCACACCCUCACCAGUUGAUUGGUCCAGGCAAAGAAGGGGGAGUUCCCCCAGUUCCUAGCCAGCCAGCACAUGGCACUCAAGCUGACCAAGAGAGGAUGUGCACCCCCCUGGAUGGAGUCCAUUACUCAGCAGCUACUCCUUCUAGCAGUGAGGACACAGAAACAGUAUCCAACAGCAGUGAAGGAAAGUGUGGCUCCCCACAUGACCUUUUGGAGACCAUCUUUAUCCGGAAGGUGGGAGCUUUUGUCAACAAACCCAUUAACCAGGUGACCAUGGCCAACUUAGACAUUCCUUUUGCCAUGUUUGCUCCCAAGAAUGUUGAGCUGGAAGAUAACGACCCCAUGGUCAAUCCUCCUGAAUCCCCAGAAACAGAAUCUCCUCUACAAGGCAGCUUGCACUCGGAGGGCUCCAGUGGCAGCAGCACAGGGAACACCCAUGAUGACUUUGUUAUGAUUGACUUUAAACCAGCAUUUUCAAAAGAUGACAUUCUUCCAAUGGACCUGGGGACAUUUUACCGUGAAUUUCAGAACCCCCCUCAACUCAGCAGCCUCUCCAUUGACAUUGGAGCACAGUCCAUGGCAGAGGAUUUGCUGGUGGGGAUUGCACAAGGUGAGGCCCCAGUGCACCUCCUGUUCCUGCAGAACAAACAAGACUCUGGGCAGAGUGCUCUGCUCAGGGUCACUUGCUGGAUGCUGCCAGAGGGCUCCUGGUUUUGUGCACGUAGAAAGGUGAGCCCAGAGCAUUGGCAAGGGACUGCAUGACUCAGAAACAGGGGUUUUUUUUCCCCCUAGUGUGUUUAAAACUUCCCUUCUGUCUGCUGUGAAUGAGCCCUGAUCUGCACCUUUCCUUACCCUUCCAGGACUCGUUACCAGAGAAGCUGGCAGUCCAUGAGAAAAACGUCAAAGAAUUUGAUGCUUUUGUGGAAACCUUGCAGUGAACCCAUUUCCCAGUUCUGCUGCAGCAAUUCUUUCCUCUCAAGGCAUCCUGGAGAUGACAUCAACAAAUAGCUCUAUCACCCCUGCUCUGCCUUUUGUUCACAUUGACUAGUUCCUUCCAUCAAGUGAGCUUUCUUUUCUCUCUUCAGUGACAGAUAUGGCUCAUCUGCUGAUUCUCCUCAACUUUUCCACCACAUAGCUCUGGACCACUUUUCCUGUUCACAGUCAGUUUUAAAACUUCAGUAGGGACACAGGAGGUCAAACUCCAGUGUAUGGAAACCUACUGUCUCCUCAGUCUGUGUUCUGUAUGGAGGGACUUUGUGCAAAGUUGCCAUAUGCUUCCUCCAAAGGUCCUAUGGUGCAAGUUCCCUAGGUAGAGCUUCUUGCUAACAGACUUUUUCCUACAGUCUCUGAUCCUGUAAGAGCAUAGAAAGCUUUGGCUUAUUUCCAGGGUCUGUGAGUUCAGCAAAUUCAACCAUUUGAAGUCCAGGACAUCCAUUCCACAGAACUGGGCAUUUCAUCCUGACUUCAGAGUGUGUGCUUGGAGCCCAGGGAGAGAUGUCAGCUUUGGGACCUGCAUAAUACAAGUUACCCUUUUCUUCCUGCUUCUAAGGAACUGGGUCUCUACACAGUGAUUUUGUGCAAGUCCCUCUGUUAGGUGGCUGAUAAGCAGGAGUAAAACUACAGGAAUGCUUUCCACAUUUCCUUCCCGAGUGCACUGACACUCCAUGCUGAGUUUAAGUGUUGACUGUUGGCAAGCCUGCACAUAGCAGCUCUGAUGAUGCUGAAUUCAUAGUCUCUGCUUCUGAAACAUAACUGUAAAUACUAGGAAUCCUAUUUCUUUAGGGUUAUGUAACUAGGAGUCUUAGUUCAAGAUUUUUUUCCUCUAAUCCCUGCAAGCCUUCCUGCUUUAUGGUUAAUAGAUGAUCUUAAGAAUUAAAAAAAUAUUUAUUGCUUUUAAAGAAACCUAUAUUUAAAAGAUGUUCUGUUUUCAUGUUAUAGUGCGGGUCAUUCUGUACUGAUCACUGCAGAGAGCAUGUGCCAUGGAACCCUGGCCUGUGAGACUGGUCUCUCUUUGCAGGAAAAUAUCCAAGAUAUUUAUUUUCUAAGACAGACUUGAUUAAUAUUAUACUCUGUUUUGGGGACUGUAUGUCCAUAACACCUAGUCAGGGCUCACUGAUAAAAUGAAAUGCACACAUCGGUGGAAUGGAGUGACAGGGACUUGGUAAAAAUGCUGUUUUCUGAUAGGCAUGGAUGAAUUUGUAGUGUUCUUUGGCCAUUCAGAAGGCAGCUCCUAUAAAGAAGCACACUUUUUUUGGGAAGCUUAUGGUACUUUUUAAUCAGCUGGCUUUUGAGUAGCUGAAAUUUUAUUUUUGUAAUAAUCUGGUCAUCAGCAGUGGGACUGGCUGGCAUUGUUCUGUGGGUGAUUUGGCUGUUGUAUGUCUUCUGCCUCAUCUAAGGAUGGGAGAAGAAACAGUGACACUAAGCAGAAACUUGGAUAAGGUGGGUUUUCUUGUGGUUCUCUCUCCUCCUCCCCCGUGUAAUUAGAGUGAGCAACUGCAAGACCCCUUACUGUCCAAAACCACUCUUUUUUUCCCCCCCGUCUUUCUUUUAAGUGGAGUUGUGUUGCUUGAGUACUGAGAAACCAUUUCCUCAGACUGGCUGAGUAACCAGCCUUCUGGGUGGUGCAGUGUGGCAGCUUCUUCAGCUUAGCUGCAUUCAUAGCUGGAAGAAAUUGCCUGGAGCUGAUGGAGGAACCCCAGCUCCACUCUGGAAUACUAUUUCUGUGCCACUGCUGGAGCAAGGAGCCAAAUUCAGAACAAAGCUUACUGUCAAGGCCACAGCAAUGCAAUGCUUUGAACUUAACGAAAUUUUUUGUUGAGAGGUGUUUGUUGGGGGGGCCUUGUAAGUUCUAAAAGUCCAGGUAAGAGCUUCAUUGAAGGAAAGUUAUCCACCAGAACUUUUAUAUUUUACUCAACCAAUUCAACUUUUUAGCAACCUCACACAGAAAUUGCUUUGUCAGUGCAAGUAAGAUGCACAAACAAUUAAGAAAGCUUCCAAGAUGAAACAUUUUAUAACACAGCUUUAGUUAGGUGGGCUAUAACAAGUACUUGAUCCCCCUCCAAGAUCCACCUUGUUUCACAGGUGGAAAGGGGUGCAGAAGGGUGCAAGAAUUCAUGGAUCAACUGCCUCUCACCUGUGCUCAGGAAGUUGGUCUGCCACUGUAGGAAGUAGCUCAUAGACAGGUGCUUGUCACCUUCAGUCUCUAAAGUGAUACCAUCUGGGCUGCAGAGCAGCAGAGAUGAGGCAAAGUGCUGGUUCACACUGUAUGAAUAGAGAACAGUCGAGGUUAAACUUUAUCUAGCCAGCACUCCUGCUGUUCUCAUCUGCUGACAAGCUGUGGAGCUAGCAGGGAGCAGUGCCAUUCUUGUUAAUCCCACCCAGGAGGUCAGGGCUUGCACUUGUGCUCCUUUAUUGAUGACAUGGCUGCAGCUCUCACAUCUCGUAAGGCAGAAUGUCAAUGUGGCACAUUUUUUUCUCUUCAAAAGGCUGCAAAAUUGCCUAUAUAAGCUGCUAGUGUUGAGCUGGAUGGCCAUAGCAAUAAGAGAUUCUCCAGUGCUGAGCUGAGCUACCUGCCUCUUCUCUGGACAUUCCUCAGUUUCAACACCCAGUUGCUACAUCUAGGCUCUGAGUUCCCUGACACUGCACAAAUGCUCUGCUUCAGUAACGAUGUAGCUGCUGCUGUGGCCUGCCACAGAUUGUGUUAUGAAGGCUGUUUAUUUUAGCAGCUCUCUGCUCGACUCAAGGACAGUAUGGACAUAGCUGCUGAUUUACAGAUACUCUGGGUGGAGGGGAAGGCUCCUCAAGUGUAUUGUUUUGGAAAGUCUCUGGUGUAUUUCAAGUAUUCAAAGAAUUUCCAAUAAAACUUUUGUGUAAGCAACA